Molecule: messenger RNA, 1002 nt
Organism: Nematolebias whitei (Rio pearlfish)
Lineage: Eukaryota; Metazoa; Chordata; Actinopteri; Cyprinodontiformes; Rivulidae
Gene: hsd20b2
Product: hydroxysteroid (20-beta) dehydrogenase 2
Exons: 11
Coding region: 1-1002 (333 amino acids)
Cellular component (GO): endoplasmic reticulum
Molecular function (GO): oxidoreductase activity
Source: RefSeq, a predicted model, not a curated record
AUGCUGCUCAACCCAGAGCUACACUGCAGGACUUCACCGACUGAUGUCCUGGCCUUCUUGGGGGGAUUAACUCUUGCUUUCUACCUGAUGAAACUCACUUGGAGAUGUUGGUGUGGACUCAGAGCGUUUAUCUUGUCUGAGCAUUGGCAGGUGGAUUUUAGGACGUAUGGACGGUGGGCAGUUGUAACUGGUGCCACAUCUGGUAUUGGUAAAGCGUAUGCCUUUGAGCUGGCCAAGAGAGGUCUGGAUGUUGUUUUGAUCAGCAGAUCUGAAGAUAAGCUGCGAAUAGUUGCCAAAGAGAUUGAAAAUGAAUAUGAUAGAAAGACUCGCACUAUUCGAGUGGACUUCACGGAUGGCUGCAACAUUUACCCUGCUAUAGCCAAGGAACUUCAAGGCCUGGAGAUUGGAAUUCUUGUUAACAACGUGGGAAUGAUCUGUUCUGAUAAUUUUGCCUAUUUUCUGGAAAUACCAGAAGCUGAAGAGAAAAUCACUCAGAUUAUCAACUGCAACAUGUUGUCUGUUCCUCAGAUGACCCGAUUGGUUCUUCCAAGCAUGGUGGAAAGAGAAAAGGGAUUGAUCAUCAAUAUUUCAUCUGAAAUGGGUGUCCGUCCUCAGCCUUUGUUGGCUCUUUACUCUGCGUCCAAGGUUUUUGUUACAUAUUUCUCUCAGUGUCUGCAUGCAGAGUACAAGUCAAAAGGAAUCACUGUUCAGUGUGUGGCCCCCCUCAUGGUGUCCACCAACAUGACACACAACAUGACGGUCAACGGUUUGGUGAAGAGUGCUCCUGCGUUUGCCUGCGAGGCCAUAAAAACCGUGGGUCAUUCCAGCUACACCAGUGGCUGCCUGUCUCACGCCCUACAGAGUGCAGCGCUCGAGCUCUUCCUGCCCGACUGGCUUCGGAUGUCAACAUUCCUCAUCAGGAAACUGAGAAACCUUCCAAGAAUUAAAGUACAUGGGAACAAAGCAAGUAAAGAAAAGGAAAGACUUAUUGCAAAGGAGUAG